Molecule: messenger RNA, 2174 nt
Organism: Pogonomyrmex barbatus (red harvester ant)
Lineage: Eukaryota; Metazoa; Arthropoda; Insecta; Hymenoptera; Formicidae
Gene: Mccc2
Product: methylcrotonyl-CoA carboxylase subunit 2
Biological process (GO): L-leucine catabolic process
Cellular component (GO): methylcrotonoyl-CoA carboxylase complex; mitochondrion
Molecular function (GO): methylcrotonoyl-CoA carboxylase activity
Source: RefSeq, a predicted model, not a curated record
CGACGAUUCUUGAUAAUGUCUUGUCGAUGGUCUUUCAGGAUGGUUCAGUAAGAAAUUAUAUUACAUUCCACGAAAAAAACGGUAAUCGGAAUAUGGAGAAGUUAAUCCAAGAUGUAUAUUGUGUACAGCCGGGAUUUUUAACCGGGUUCGAUAACCUCGAAUCACAACGUGGUACAACGUAUCAAUCAUCACUUUCCUCGUAACGAUAAAAGAUAUUUAUUAAUGAUGUUAUGCGGAAGACGUUAUAUAUUAAGGUACUUUCGACCCUUCGUGAGAUUUUAUCACGAAGAGGCGUCUGUCAUCGGCAGUGCGGCGGACACCAAUUUACCAGUUUAUCAGGAGAAUUAUGUGCAAAUGAAAAACCUUGUUGAUCAAUUGAAAAACACUAUAGAGAAGAUAGUUGAGGGUGGUGGACAGAAAGCCAAGGAUAGACAUGUAAGCAAAGGAAAACUCUUACCUCGGGAACGAAUAAACACUCUUUUAGAUAAAAAUUCACCUUUCUUAGAAUUCUCGCAAUUGGCAGGUUAUAAAAUGUAUGAUAAGGAAGAAGUGCCAGCAGGUGGAAUUAUUACUGGCAUUGGAAGAGUGGAAGGAAUGGAAUGUAUGAUAAUUGCAAAUGAUGCUACUGUAAAAGGUGGUACAUAUUAUCCUAUCUCUGUCAAGAAGCAUCUACGAGCUCAGGAAAUUGCAGAGGAAAAUAGAUUACCUUGUAUAUAUCUAGUUGAUAGUGGAGGUGCGAAUUUACCCAGACAGGCUGAUGUAUUUCCUGAUAAAAUACAUUUUGGCAGAGUUUUUUAUAAUCAAGCAAACAUGAGUGCCAAAGGAAUAGCCCAAAUUGCAGUGGUCUUGGGAAGCUGCACAGCAGGUGGUGCAUAUGUUCCUGCAAUGGCUGAUGAAAAUAUUAUUGUUGGCAAUCAAGGUACAAUAUUUCUUGCUGGCCCACCAUUAGUAAGGGCUUCAACUGGUGAAGAGGUUUCAGCGGAGGACUUGGGUGGAGCCGCGCUUCAUUGUCGACAGUCUGGUGUAACCGAUCAUUAUGCGAUAGAUGAUACGCAUGCUUUGUAUCUUGCGCGUAGAAUUGUGAAAGAUUUAAAUUUACAACCACCUAUGGAUGUAAAAAUUGAUAAAAACAUCGAGCUGCCCGUGCACGCGGUCGAUGAGAUCUAUGGGAUCGUUGGGACGAAUCUAAAACGUCCGUAUGAUGUAAAGGAAGUUAUCGCAAGAAUUGUAGACGGGUCGAAAUUUCAUGAAUUUAAAGCUCAAUAUGGUGAAACGUUAGUCACUGGAUUUGCUAAAAUUUACGGUUAUCCUGUUGGAAUAGUCGCGAACAACGGUGUAUUGUUCUCAGAAAGUGCUUUAAAAGGAGCUCAUUUUGUGCAACUUUGUGCUCAAAGAAAAAUUCCUCUUAUUUUUUUGCAAAAUAUUACUGGAUUUAUGGUAGGUAAAGAUGCUGAAUCGGGAGGUAUUGCCAAAAAUGGUGCUAAAAUGGUAACAGCAGUAGCAUGUGCACAAGUACCGAAAAUUACGGUGAUAAUUGGAGGUUCAUAUGGAGCUGGAAACUAUGGGAUGUGUGGUCGAGCUUAUUCUCCGCGUUUUUCUUUAUUCCCUGGCCGAACGCUAGAAUAUCCGUUAAUGGGAGGAGAACAAGCAGCGGGCGUGUUAGCACAAAUCUCGAAAGACCAACGUAUUAGAGAAGGCAAAACAGGUAUAGAGAAGAAGAAGAAAAUACUCAAAAAUCCGAUUAUAAAACAGUUUGAGAAGGAAGGCACUCCAUAUUAUUCUAGUGCUAGAUUGUGGGAUGAUGGUGUAAUCGAUCCAGUGGAUACACGAGUCGUACUCGGCUUGAGUUUGUCUGCGAGUUUGAACGCACCUAUACCUGACAGUAAAUUUGGAAUUUUCCGAAUGUAAUUUUAUGAAAAUGUAUGAAAAAAUAUGUGAAAGUGUCUUGAAAGUAUCUCAUUGUUAAAUUUUAUAUGUUUUUUUAUGGUACAUAUAUAUCACAAAAAUUAUAUUUUAUAGAAGAAAUAUUUUUCUAUUGGUGUUAUACAUUCCAAAUAUACAUUUUGUUAUAUUUUAUUGAUGAUAUAUAAUUUCAUAAUUCCUUCCACACACACAAAUGUAUCUACUUAACUAUAUUAUUAAUAAACGUAAGCGUAAUAAGCAUUAUAUUUUAG